Messenger RNA from Aedes albopictus (Asian tiger mosquito), 4373 nucleotides. RefSeq lists its product as uncharacterized. Gene Ontology annotation, biological process: DNA integration. The transcript has 2 exons. Gene Ontology annotation, molecular function: nucleic acid binding. NCBI's taxonomy places the organism in Eukaryota, Metazoa, Arthropoda, Insecta, Diptera, Culicidae. The record is from RefSeq and is a predicted model, not a curated record. Bases 155 to 4237 code for a protein of 1360 amino acids.
UAGUGUUAGCAAGCCAUAGUUAAGUUAUUAGUUCAUCAUAGUAAGCCAUGUAUCCUUGGAGACUGAAAUAAACAUUCUAAUUUUCGCCUUAAUCUGAUCCAGACGUAUAUAACAGUUUUGGCGACGAGGAUUACGGAAAUAUCAGCUUUUCAAGAUGAAUUCAGAGUUCCAAAAAUCACUACUGGACAUUCUACAGAACCAACAAAGGAUUCUCGACCGGCUUAUGGAAAAUCAGUGUUCUGCAAAUCAAGAAAACGGAAGCUCAUCAAGCCAGCAAACCCUCUUUUCAACGCAGUUAAGUCACAACCAGGAGUUCCUUAUCGAGUCUUUGUCCAGCGGGAUCACGGAAUUCGCGUACGAUCCGGAGAAUGGCGUAACAUUUGCAGCGUGGUUCUCAAGAUACGAAGAUUUGUUCCAUGAGGAUGCAAAGAACCUGGAUGACGCAGCGAAAGUUAGACUCUUGCUUCGGAAUAUAAGCACAGUGGCUCAUCAAAAGUACAUCAGCUAUAUUCUUCCGAAGAAGCCUAAGGAUCAAAGCUUCGAACAGACCGUUUCUACAUUGAAGAUCAUUUUCGGCAGGCAGAUAUCGUUGUUCAACGCCAGAUACCAGUGUUUACAGUUAUCGAAAAACUCAAGUGACGAUUUCUAUACGUAUGCGGGUGUCGUUAAUCAGAAAUGUGAGGAAUUCAAGCUGAACGAAGUCACGACGGACCAAUUCAAGUGUCUUAUGUAUGUUUGCGGCCUCAAAUCACAUCGCGAUGCAGACAUCCGUACCACGCUCCUAUCCAGAAUCGAGAGUAAUAAGCCUGGAGAAGAGAUGACGGUGCACAAACUAGCAGAAGAAUGUCAGCUCAGAUUGGUUAAUCUGAAACGUGAUACGGCGAUGGUAGAGAAGCAAGGUAGCACGCAGCCCGCAGUAUGUGCAAUCAAUCGUACAAAUCCAGCAAAACCAGUAACUGCCGAGGAGUCCCACGAAGUUCCUAGAUCACCAUGCUGGCGGUGCGGGGAUAUGCACUAUUCAAAAUACUGUUCGUUCAUCAAUCAUGAGUGUCGUAUGUGCCAGAAGGUAGGACACAAGGAGGGAUACUGCGCCUGUUUUGAAAAAGGAAACAAAAAGUAUAAAGAAAACGGUAAGCAACGAUUCAACCAAAAAGCACAAGCACAAGGAGUGUUCACCAUCAACCAGGUUGGCCUAACAGAUAGACGGAAGUACAUCACGGUUGGAAUCAACGGAGUGACCACGAAGCUUCAACUCGACUGUGCCUCGGACAUCACUAUCAUUCCCGAGGACGUCUAUAUCCAAUUAGGUUCUCCAGCAGGACGAGCACCAUCCAUCGAUGCAGUUAAUGCAAGUGGCGAGGAAGUUGGUAUCAGUCGCGAAAUAGAAUGCAACAUUUCUUUCAACGGAAAAACCAAAACCAGAAGAUGUUUUGUAACGACAGUCCCGGGAUUAUCUCUGUUCGGCAUUGAGUGGAUUGAAAUGUUUAAUCUUUGGGACGUACCGAUCAACGCAGUGUGCAACGGCGUGAAGCUACAAAGUUUUCCACGAACGGAGGGACUUAUUCAAGAGCUUCAGCAGGAAUUUUCGAGCAUCUUCAGUGACGAACUUGGAUUAUGCAAGAAGACAACAGUGUCAUUCACGGUCAAGCCUGGCAUCAAACCAAUAUUCCGUCUAAAGAGACCUGUACCGUAUGCAGCAACAGCCAAGAUCGAAGCAGAAUUGGAACGCCUUCAGAAGCUCGGAAUCAUUACACCAGUAUCGUAUUCGGAAUGGGCCGCUCCAAUAGUAGCAGUGACUAAACCAAACGGACGCGUCAGGAUUUGUGCUGACUACUCAACUGGCCUCAAUUCAGUACUGGAACCGCAUCAACAUCCAUUACCACUACCUCAAGACAUUUUUGCAAAGUUAGCCAACAAGAAGGUUUUCAGUCAAAUUGACCUCAGCGAUGCUUAUCUUCAGGUCGAGGUCGAGCCAUCAUCGCGCAAGCUUCUAACAAUCAAUACACAUAAGGGGCUAUUCGAGUUCACACGGCUUUCCCCUGGAGUUAAAACAGCCCCUGGUGCAUUUCAAGAAAUCGUAGACAACAUGAUAGCUGGUUUGGAAGGAGUUAGUGGAUAUCUGGACGAUCUCAUCGUGGCGAGCGAUUCUGUAGAGGAACAUAUCCAUCAUCUCGAGUGUCUGUUUGCACGUAUUCGCGAAUUUGGGUUUACUCUCAAGAUUGAAAAAAGCCAUUUCUUCAUGAGUGAAAUGAAGUACUUGGGAUUCAUCAUUGACAGCCAAGGAAUUCGUCCGGAUCCAGAGAAGAUUCGAGCUAUCAAGGAGAUGCCAGCACCACAUGAUGUUACUUCGUUGAGGUCAUUCCUGGGAGCCGUAAAUUAUUACAGUAAAUUCGUGCGCGGAAUGCACGAGCUACGACAACCUUUGGACGCAUUGUUAAAGAAGGACGUCAAGUGGAAUUGGUCAUCAGCCUGUCAAGAGUCGUUCAAUCAAUUCAAGCGAGUUCUACAGUCUAAUCUGUUGCUUACACAUUACGAUCCAAGACUCGAAAUCAUUGUGGCCGCUGACGCUUCCAUGAACGGUGUCGGAGCAGUAUUGUUUCAUCGAUUCCCGGGUGGCAACAUCAAGGCAGUUUGCCACGCUUCACGAACUAUGACACAGGCAGAAAGGGGAUACAGCCAAGGAGAGAAAGAGGCACUAGCGCUCAUAUUUGCCGUUACCAAAUUCCAUCGGAUGCUCUUUGGACGUCAAUUCACCUUGCAGACGGAUCAUAAGCCAUUGAUUUCCAUUUUUGGAUCCAAAAAGGGAAUUCCGGUACACACAGCCAACCGGCUACAGCGAUGGGCGUUGACUAUGCUUCUGUACAAUUUCAAAAUCGAGUUCAAGUCAACAGAAAGCUUUGGAUAUGCCGAUUUUUUAUCAAGACUCAUCAAUCAACACUCUAGACCAGAAGAGGAAUACGUCAUUGCAAGUACUCGGAUGGAAACCAGCAUUAGAAACAUUCAAGCUGAAUCACUUUCAUCGCUUCCAAUCACAUACGAGAUGGUUGUAGCUGAAACCAAGAAGGAUAAAACACUCCAGAAGGUUUUGCAACAAAUCAACAAUGGAUGGCCAGCAAUCACUCUUCCAGCUGAAGUCAAGUCAUUUCGAGCACGUCAAGAAUCGUUAUACAGUUCAGGCGAUUGCAUCAUGUUAUCGGACAGAGUGGUCAUUCCAGACACCCUUCGCACUGCAGUUUUGAAACAACUACACGCUGGGCAUCCUGGUAUGGAAAGAAUGAAAGGGAUUGCACGCAGCUACGUCUUCUGGCCGAACAUUGAUGUGGAUAUCGAAGAUUACGUCCGUAGAUGUCCCCGUUGUGCAGCAGUGGCCAAAUCUCCAGGGAAAACAACGCUUUCGUCGUGGCCAAUUCCAAUGCAGCCCUGGUCUCGCAUCCAUAUGGACUACGCUGGUCCAUUCAAGGGAAAAUAUUUUUUGGUUAUCGUUGACGCCCGCACAAAAUGGCCAGAAAUAUACUGUACAAAUUCCAUGACAGCAUCUGUGACCGUCAGUAAACUUCGAGAAACCACUGCACGAUUUGGAUUACCUGAUGUUAUUGUCACCGAUAAUGGCACGCAGUUCGAUUCAAGUUUGUUUGGGGCGUUUUGUGAAAAGAAUGGCAUUGAACAUAUCAAGAUUCCUCCGUUUCACCCUCAAUCGAAUGGUCAGGCAGAGCGAUUCGUCGAUACAUUGAAGAGAGCAUUAAGAAAAAUGGAUGGAGACGGAUUAGAAGAAGCACUACAAACAUUCUUGUUCACAUACAGAUACACUCCAAAUAAAUCAGUUCAAGGUAUGAAAUCGCCAGCCGAGGCUAUGCUUGGAAGGAAACUCAAGAUGAACUUGGACCUUUUGAAGAAGCCAGCACCAAAAUCGACCAAUAUCAACCGACAACAAAACGAGCAAUUCAACCGAGUGCACGGAGCCAAAGAAAGAACGUUUACCGAUGGCGAAGAAGUGUAUGCAGAAAUUUACAUCCGCAACAAGCGACACUGGGCUUUAGGAAAGAUCAUCGAAAGGAAAGGUAUGAUGGCAACCCAGUUAAUCCGGACGAAAACCAGGAGUCUUUACCAGUCCUCAUGCUGCUUGAAGAAUUUGGUAUUCAUGAAAGAGCAGUCGAAACCGUACAACUGGAUCCAGAGCCUGAACAACCAAUUGCAAUUUCUGAUGUUCAAGUUAGCCAAUUCGAAGAACCAGUGGUAGAUGUCCCCGAAAGGUCAGUCAACAAUCCAGUUGAAUUAGAGGAGUAUCGCAAUACAACAGCAGCUUCACCUUCGCCAGCAUUAGCAAAUGUUGUGGAUAGCCCUGGACCGUCAACUGUUGUCAAGGAAACCCGCAC